Molecule: messenger RNA, 4983 nt
Organism: Cephus cinctus (wheat stem sawfly)
Lineage: Eukaryota; Metazoa; Arthropoda; Insecta; Hymenoptera; Cephidae
Exons: 4
Coding region: 305-3853 (1182 amino acids)
Source: RefSeq, a predicted model, not a curated record
UUUCAUAAAAGUCAUUGUACCAGCAGUCUAAGAGUAUAUCUGAGCUGCCCUGGAUGUUUAGUAGUAUCGUGAUCCUUAGUUGAGUUCGCAAAAGUUAUAAAUCUAUGUGCAAAAGUAGAGGAAUUUUAAUUUCUACUAGACACGUUUUCUAGCAACUGCUGUAUAAUGAAAUAGUGUUAUGGCGGUACGCGAUUCGUGUGGAAUUGAUGUUUGUUCUUAAAUUGUUUUAUGUAACGAAUAUUUGUUGAAAUACGACACUUUAAGUUUUAUAAUAUUCCUGUAAAGUCGAUUCAAAAGGGAUUAAAUGGCUGCUAAAAGUAAAAACAGCAAAGAAGCGUUGGCUUCUACUUCUUCUAAUAUUGUUAGCAAAAUCCAUAAGAUGGAAUGGCUUAAACAAGAUCCCUGGUUGAAUAUGGAGAAAUCUUACGCAGAACAUGUAUUAAAAGAUUUACCAUCAAAGAAGGAUGACGAGUACUUCUCAGGAACGAAGUCGACGAAGAAGAAAAAAGAGAAAAAACCUAAACCCAAUAAGAUUAUUGACAAUAUACAAGACAACGUGACUUCAGAUAAUGUACAGUCCACACAUUCAGAAACUACAGAAAAGUCUGCAGUGCCUACUCGCAAGAAGAGUAAUCAAAGUAUGACUCCUAAUACGAACCCAGUGCAAAGCGAUAUUGUAAAUCCUUGGAAUCAGAAUACCAGUGUUGUAGAUGUACUAUUCCCUAAUGUUCAAUCGACAACAGUUCAGUGCAUGAACGAAGAAGAGAUGCUGAGUAUGGCGUUAGCAGAAAGCAUUGCAACAGCUCAACUGGAAUAUCAUAGAAAAGAAACUAAUGAACAAAAAAAUCCAUCUAACAUAUUGUAUGAUGAUUCAGACGAUGAUGGAGGCUGGGGAGUUGUGAAGAGAAAUCUUCCGGAUCUAGAAGAAAUUACUGAGAAGCAGACUUCGCAUAAUCUGUAUGAUAGCAACAACAAUGACAAUAUAAAGUGUUCUUCAGCUACAGAAAUCCAAGCUAAAUUUUCGAGCAGCGGAACCUGCAAAGAUAAAGAUCUGGAAAGAAAACCAGGUACUGUAAAACCAAUUCUACCAUCUUCUGUUAAGAUUUCAGUGGAGAAUAGCAAUGAUAAAUGUACGGAAGGUGCAGGAUCUCUAAAAAAAGAUGAUGUAGAUGAUUUAACAAAAUCAAAAGAUAUGCAAAUAUCCAGUGAAAAAUCUGAUCUUGUUUCGCGACCUGACACCUCUGUGAAGAUAGAUAAAUAUGGUCGAGUUGGUGGAUAUACAGAAAGACAUUUGUUUAUGGGAAGAGGCGCCCGUCGCAAGGAACAAGAAUAUUUUAAAGAGCACGGCGCCGCGCUCGGUUUAAUAAAACUUCCAGAUCAAAAUUCAAACAGACAGCUACCAAAGAAGAGUGAAGAUACAAAAAAAAUGGUUAAGCCUAGUGACUACGGCUUCUUUAGGAAGUCUGGAAUUAAUAUAUAUCAGGAAUCUAAUCAGCUUAAAAAAUCUGAUUCUAAUUCCGAUUUAUUUCCAACGGACUUUAGAUAUUCUAGAGGUAACGACAAAUAUUCAGAGAAUCGUCAAACCAAGCGGGAUGAAUUUUCUAAUCGCAAUCAAAUUCCUGAAACUAAUAGAUAUCAGGAAUCUAAUCAGCUUAAAAAAUCUGGUUCUGAUUCCUAUUCAUUUCCAACGGACUUUAGAUAUUCUAGAGGUAACAAUAAAUAUUCAGAGAAUCGUCAAAUCAAGCGGGAUGAAUUUUCUAGUCGCAAUAAAAUUCAUGGUGAACUAAGAAGUAUUAGAGGUACUGGGGCGAAUAUGCAAAAAAUUAAAGAACAAGAUACUGCUGAUUCACAUAAUCAAAGAAGCGUGGAUUUAAUUGACAAUAUGAAUAGCGGAAUGAAAUUUGAACAUUCCCAUGAGAUACAAGAAUCAAAAAUGAAGAAAAGCGACAUAAAUUCCGAAAAGAUUAAGUUUUUACACGAUAUAGAAGAAAUUGAACGCUCCACGUCUACUCCAGAACCGAAAGGAAAUUUGUCAGUAUCUCGUAUUCAAAAGUCUAAAUUAGAUGAAUCGUUGACUUCGGUAGUACCGGAUACGACUACUGAACUCAUGCCUUCCACCCAGAAUUCCAAUAAUUCAUUGAUUCAGAAUUCAUUCGCUAUUGAAGCAGCAAACGAUCAAUCGAUCAAUAAUACUGAAGGGAAAAGUGAUGCGAAUUUCAAAGAUCAUACAGAUAUCAAUAAUGUCAAUAACGAUUCUAGUAAACAUUCUGCACAGUCUUGUGUACUUAACGAUAGCCAUGAACAAAUAAUUGAUUCGCCCAAUUCGCAAGUCAAUCAUUUACUAAUGGCCUCAUCGUCAAUCCAUGAGCAGAUCGCAUUGUCUGCAGAGCAUUAUGCUGAACAAUCGGCGCGAAAUUUGAAAGAACUUCAGUGUCUUCAAUAUUUGCAAUAUCUUCAACAGCAAUGCGAAGGUACCAAGAGUGAGAAUUAUAAUUAUCCGAAUAUUCAAUCUCAGACGGUUCAAUCAAUGUCAGAAAUUUCUCCAUUAUCAAAUUCGCAAUAUGCCAAUUUAGCUGGUCCAGCAUUUCCUGACCCAAAUUACUUAUUACCAAAUAUGCAAUCAUCCAAUACAUUGAUGCAAGUGCCAGUAAGUGCCAUGCAAGUUAUGCCAGAUCGAUUUUCACCCACUCAAAAUUUAUCUUCAAAUUUGUCACGACACAGUCAGUUUGCAUAUUUUCCGCGCACUGCCAACAUUACGUUUCCUAAUGGUCAUCCACCAUUUUCACCAUAUCAAAAUGUACCCGUACAAAGUAUGCAACGUGAAAAUAUGUAUCAAGAAUGUGGAGCACAAGCAAAUCUUUCUACCGGCAUAAGUCAGUCGGAUUAUUUGACUUUUCUGGCGCAAAACAGUCAAAAUCUUAUGCGAAAUUUUGCAAGUGUACAAAAUCCUUUGAUGGAUCUGAAAUGUCAAUCUUAUCACACUGAUAACAACAGCGUUCAGAUGAUGAGCAGUCAAAAUUUAAGGGAACGUGUCAAUUUGUCGGAAGUACCAGCUACUCAUUAUUAUAAUGACUUUUUUCCACGUAGCGAUGCAACUAACGAACGUGGGAAAAUUGAAAAUUGUACAAAACCCCCGCCGGGUUAUAAGAGUCUUGGAACUGAUUAUGAAAAAGAUAAUCAAAUUUCGUCCGAACAAAAAAGGGUAAUUGUGGAUAACUUCGAAAUUCGUUUGCCCAGUUUUCACGCAAGCAAAGAUCAAAUUCGCGAUAUUCCUCAAGCGAAUCCUAUGCCGAACUUUCCACACCUUCCUCAAGAUGCGCAGACUUUAAUGACGUUACUGUUAAAUGCACAAGUAGGCAAUCAGUUUAAUAACAAUGUGGCGGGAAAUUUAAAUUACUAUAAUCAAACAGGCCCUAAUUCUAAUAUGAUGGAUUAUACUCAAAGUAUGCCUUACCAAUUUCAAAUGAAUUCUACGAAUCCUGUGCAAACUUCCAUUUCGAAUUUGGAAAUGGCCAGAAUACCCAUUUCUUCCAGUACUAUGAAAAUCACGAGUAAUUCGAUUGCGAUAAAUUCGCAAAACGAUAAUUCAAGUAAUGAGCAGUAUGAUAUUCCACCGAUGAUAUCACCCUUAAGUUGCAUGAAUUACAAUACGUGUAAGGAUUCAACGACCCCCUUAAAUUCAUAUCAGUCAUAUUCACAAUCGAAUAUUGAUCCGCGAUUGGGAAUUGAUAAUAUUGCCCAGCAGAAUUCAUAUCCUUUAUCCAAUAAGGAUCCAGGCAAUAAAUGUCCAAAUCUAUCAAUACGCAGUAUUGGCCGAGGAAGGGGUUUUCCCUUAAAAUCAAAGAAUUUAUAAACAUGACAGAUAAAGUGUAACUUAAUCAAACACAAAUAUGUGAUUUAUUAUUUGCCAAAAAUUGGGUAUUAUCAGACUUAGUAGAACUGGGUAUUUUAAAAGAGUCAGAGAUUUGCAUCGUAGCAAUGAGGUUUGAAGCAAAUGAAAAUAAGAAGUACAGUAAGUUUUCUUCAGAUCUUAAGUCAUAAGUUUGUAUUUUUCUAGCAAGAACAAUUUUUUUUAGACAAUUUCAUAAAUUGUCAUAUUAAUAAUUUAGUUCUUAUAGAUUUUUCAUAUAAACCGUUUUUCCAAGUCAUGGCAAGCGUUUCAUCUUAAUAUACUUUUUAUCCAUAUUAUAAUAACAUUAAUGUUGUCCCUUCGCGCGUUAUAAAACUAUUGUGGACUAAUUAUUGUCAUUAUAUUUUUCCUGUUGUCAUUACAACUAUUAGGGCAACGCUGCCAGUAUUAAUAUAACAAUAAUUAUUUUCGUAUGCUAAAAAAUGAAUAAUUAUAUUUUUUUACGACAUCUUGCGUGCCUCUACUUAUAAUAUAUAUACGAGUUAUUAUUCAUUCCUGUUUGUCUUAUAUGCUAUGAACAUAUUUAGAAAUAAUAUUAUGAUUUCCAAAAAUCAUAAGGAAGCGGGUUUGCUAUUCACGAUCACAAAUUCGGUACAAUUAAUAAGAUGAUGGAUGGAUUUUCUUAUAAUUUUGUGAAAAUUCUCUAUGAAAAAAUCAAUUUCAUGUAUGCGUUAUAUUACGUAAUUAAGUUCCUUGGCGACGAAUGCGUAGAUGUAUGGUCGUCUAUGAUUAAGUUAGUAUAAGUCAUACAGCGUUCGUCUUAAGGUGCCUGAGUCAAAAGUUUCACUUAUUAAGUUUAUGUAAUCUCAUGAUUUAAUAUCUAAUAAUCUUGACUUAGCUUUUAGUUUUUUAGAAUUUAUGCAACGAAUUUAAAAAGUAAAUAGAAUAGCUUUUUAGUUACCCUCAUAUUAUUCUUUUUAUUCUCAUUAAAACAUUCUAUAGAAUAUGAUUAUUGGUUGCGAACCAAAUUAUGACAUAUUUUUUGUUCUAAAUUGUUGACAGAUAUGUUCGCAGUGGCGAAAAUGUUCACAGUUUAUAAAUAUAUUAUACGUGUUAUUAAAUAUGUACAAGUU